GUGAUCAAGAAAGCAAGUAGGGUUCUCCUUGCCUGGUGGGCGGGCUCGGCUUUCCGGCUGCUGUCCCGGCGGAUCCCGCGGCUACUCACGCUGGGAUCUGGGCGAUCGGCAUGGGUUGGUCUCAGGAUUUGUUCCGCGCCUUGUGGAGAGCGCUGUCAAAGGAAGUGAAGGAGCUGGCGGGCACAGACCAGUUCGGGAACAAAUACUACUAUAUCCCGGAGUACAAAAACUGGAGAGGACAGACUAUUCGAGAGAAAAGAAUUGUAGAAGCAGCAAGUAAAAGAGAAAUAGACUAUGAAGUAGGGAAUAUCCCAACAGAAUGGGAAGCUUGGAUUAGAAGAACAAGAAAAACUCCACCUACUUUGGAGGAAAUACUAAAGAAUGAAAAAUAUAGAGAAGAAGUUAAAAUAAAAAGCCAAGAGUUUUAUGAAAGAGAAAAACUUCUUAGUAAAGAAAGCAACGAACUCUUGGCUCCACCAGUUGAAAUGCAGAUUAAAGGGCAUGCAUCUGCUCCACACUUUGGAAAAGAAGAACCUUCGGAGGCUCCCACCAGCACUGGUAAAACUUUUCAACCAGGAUCCUGGAUGCCACAAGACAGCAAGAGGCACAAUCAAUGAAUACACUGUGAUGACAUGAUAUUGAGAGAAACCUAAAGAUUCCACCAAGAAGCUACUAGAACUUAUAAAUGAACUCAGUAAAAUACCAGGAUACAAAAUUAAUAUCCAGAAAUCAAUUCUUCUUUUAUAUCCCAAUAAUGAACUAUCAGGAAUGGAAAUUAAGAAAAUGAUCCCAUUCACAAUUGCUUCAAAAAGAGUAAAAUACCUAGGAAUAAAUCUAACCAAGGAUAUAAAAGACCUAUACUCAGAAAAUUCUAAGACACUGAAGAAAGAAAUUGAAGAUACAAAUAAGUGGAAGUAUAUACCAUGCUUGUGGAUGGAGAGAAUUAAUACCAUUAAAAUAUUCAUACUACCCAAAGCAGUGUAUAGAUUCAACACAAUUCCUAUAUAGAUACCAAUGACAUAUUUCGCAGAACUAGACCAAAUAUUUCAAAAAUCUAUAUGGGACUGCAAAAGGCCCCAAAUAGCAACAGCAAUCCUGAGAAAGAAGAACAAAGUUGGAGAAAUCAUGCUACCUAAUAUCAAACUAUACUAUAAGGCCACAGUAAUCAAAACAGCAUGUUACUGGCAUCAAAACAGACACAUAGAUCAAUGAAACAGAAUAGAGAGCCCAGAAGAAACCCACACCAUUAUAGUCAAUUAAUAUUCCACAGAGGCAGCAUGCACAUAUAAUGGGCUAAAGAUAGUUUAUUCAAUAAAUGGUGUUGAGAAAAUUGGACAGAUAUGUGCAUAAGAAUGAAAUGACCAUGUCUUACACCACACACAUGAAUAAAUUCAAAAUGGAUCAAAGACUUAUAUGUCAGACUAGAAAUGAUAAAAAUCAUAGAAGAAAACAUAGGCAGUAAAGUCUCAGACAUUGCUGGUAGCAGUACUUUCUCUGAUAUACCUUCUUAGGCAAGGGAAACAAAAGAAAAACAAAUGGAACUACAUUAAACUGAAGUUUUUGCACACCUAGGAUUGGAUAAUGAAGGCGUUCAAGGGGGGCCAGAACGUGAGGUUGGAUGAACAGAAAUUUGGUAGUUUGGGAGCACUUUUUCAGAUAUGGAAGAAUUUUGUUAUAGACUAAAUGUAUCUCCCCCAUAUUGACAUAUUGACCUAAUCCUCAGUGUGAUGGUAUUUGGAAAUGAGGCCUUUGGAAGGAGAUUAAUUCAUGAGAGUAGCGCCUUUACAAGUGGGAUUAGUGCCUUAUAAAAGAGAGCCUCCUUGCCCCUUCCACCAUGUGAAGCACAGCAAAAAGCCUAUCAGCCAGGUAGUGGGCUCUCAUGAGGCACCAUAUCGGCCAGCUUCUUGUUCUUGGACUUCCCACUCUCCAGAUCUGUGGGAAAUAAAUGUUGUUGUUUAAGCCACCCAGUUUAUGGUAUUCUGUUAUACCAGCCCAAAUGGACUAAAACAGACCCUAAUGGUGGGGGAAAACUUGCUACUGGGAUGGCUUUUAGAAAUGACAAAAACAUCAUUUUUCAAGUCAAAGAAAAAGAAAUGGCAAAAACAGCCAAUCUCAGCAAAGUGAAAAAUGUCUGUGAAUAUACACUUCUCCAAAGAGGGCAUACAGAUGACCAAUAGAGAUAUGAAAAGAUGUGCAAUGUCAUUAACCCUCAGAGAAAUGCAAAUUAAAACCACAAUGAGAUAUCACCUCAUACCUGUCAGAAUGCAUAUCAUCAAUCAACAAAGUGUUGGCAAGGAUGUGGAGAAAAGGGAACCCUUGUGCACUUCCAGAGGAAAUGCAAAUUGGUGCAGCCACUGUGGAAAGCAUGAAAUUCACUCAAAAAACUAAAAAUGGAACUGCCUUAUGACCCAGCGAUUCCACUUCUGGAAAUACAGAAACCUGAAACCCUAAUUCAAAAGAAUAUAUGCACCCAUAUAUUCAUUGCAGCAUUAUUCACAGUAGCUGAGAUUUGGAAGUAGCCUAAGUGCCCAUCAGUACGUGAGUGGAUAAAAAGCAGUGGUACAUAUAUACAAUGGAAUAUUACUCAGUCAUAAAAAAAAAAAAGAAUGAAAUCUUGUCAUUUGUGGCAGUAUGGAUGGAACUAGAGAGUAUUAUGCUAAGUGCAGUAAGCCAGACAGAGAGAAUAAAUACCAUUUGAUGUCACUUAUAUGUGGAAUCUAAAUAACAAAAUAAAUUAAAAAUUUUAGUUUAGACAGACAUAGAUACAGAGAACAAACUGACAGGCAAGCGGGGAAGGGUGUUGGGGCAGGUGAAAUAGGUGAUGGGAUUAAGUAGUACUAAUUUGGUAGUUACAAAAUUGGCAUGGGAUGUAAAGUAAAGCAUAGAGAACAUAGUUAACAAUAUUGUAAUAACAUGUUGCCAAGUGGGCACUUGUAAUUAUCAAAGGGAACACUUUUUAACCUAUAUGAAUGUCUCUGCUGUGCUGUACACCUGAGUCUAAUACAAAAUAGUGUUGAACA
Molecule: messenger RNA, 3020 nt
Organism: Pteronotus mesoamericanus
Lineage: Eukaryota; Metazoa; Chordata; Mammalia; Chiroptera; Mormoopidae
Gene: NDUFAF2
Product: NADH:ubiquinone oxidoreductase complex assembly factor 2
Exons: 5
Coding region: 111-617 (168 amino acids)
Biological process (GO): mitochondrial respiratory chain complex I assembly
Cellular component (GO): mitochondrion; membrane
Source: RefSeq, a predicted model, not a curated record